This is a messenger RNA of Lodderomyces oxycetoniae, 855 nucleotides long. It is a transcript of the gene CRC1, whose product is annotated as carnitine:acyl carnitine antiporter. Gene Ontology annotation, cellular component: mitochondrial envelope. The transcript has a single exon. The coding region runs from base 1 to 855 and encodes 284 amino acids. Gene Ontology annotation, biological process: carnitine transmembrane transport; mitochondrial transport. Gene Ontology annotation, molecular function: O-acyl-L-carnitine transmembrane transporter activity. The record is from RefSeq and is a predicted model, not a curated record. Lineage: Eukaryota; Fungi; Ascomycota; Pichiomycetes; Serinales; Debaryomycetaceae.
AUGGACGACGUUGACUCAGCUUUGGUGGAUAAUGUCAAAUCCUUUACAGCAGGUGGGUUUGGUGGUAUUUGUGCCGUUGUCACAGGACACCCGUUUGACUUGGUCAAAGUGAGAUUACAAACGGGUUUGUAUAAUUCAGCGGUUCAGUGUGUCAAAGACACAAUUGCCAAAGAUGGACCCUUGGGGUUAUACCGUGGUGUAUUGCCACCAUUGCUUGGAGUUACACCAAUGUUUGCUGUUUCCUUCUGGGGUUAUGAUGUUGGUAAGAAAUUGGUUGGAAACUUUACUGGUAAAGAUGUCAAACAAUUUACAAUUGCAGACAUAUCGACUGCUGGUUUCAUCAGUGCGAUCCCAACAACACUAGUUGCUGCACCAUUUGAAAGAGUAAAAGUUAUGAUGCAAAUCCAAGAAGGGACUAAAUCAAAGGGAAUGGCUGCGGUUGUUGCAGAAAUGUAUAGAACUGGAGGUAUCAGAUCCAUAUUCAAAGGCUCGGUAGCCACCUUGGCAAGAGACGGUCCCGGUUCUGCUUUGUACUUUGCCACAUACGAAUACUUGAAAGAGAAGUUGUCUACUCCAGGUAAGGACUUGUCUAUUCUUGCUAUCAUGACAGCCGGUGGGUUUGCUGGGGUUUCUAUGUGGUUGGGUGUUUUCCCCAUUGAUACAAUCAAGUCAACUCAACAAUCAUCAAAUACACCCAUUUCAAUCACACAAGUUACCAAAAACAUUUACGCAAAGGGCGGUAUAAAAGCAUUCUUCCCUGGUGUUGGCCCAGCAUUGCUCAGAUCUUUCCCAGCAAAUGCAGCCACUUUCUUGGGUGUCGAAGUUGCCAAGAAUGCAUUAAACAAGGCCUUUUAA